Aplysia californica (California sea hare) is the source of this 1368-nucleotide messenger RNA. Its product is annotated as dynactin subunit 6. NCBI's taxonomy places the organism in Eukaryota, Metazoa, Mollusca, Gastropoda, Aplysiida, Aplysiidae. The coding region runs from base 70 to 639 and encodes 189 amino acids. Gene Ontology annotation, molecular function: dynein complex binding. The record is from RefSeq and is a predicted model, not a curated record. The transcript is spliced from 7 exons. Gene Ontology annotation, biological process: mitotic spindle organization. Gene Ontology annotation, cellular component: dynactin complex.
UUAUAGAAAAAAGUAAUAAGAAUGUGCAAGAAUGGGCAAGAACUCUUGUUGAACAAAUAAUAAUCCAAGAUGGCGUCUCACGGGAAAGGAACUAACAAUCCCAAUGUGAAAAUCGCUGCAGGUGCUAUGGUCUGUGAAGACUGUGAGCUGAUAGGAGACAUCACAAUUGGGUCUCGAACCAUCAUCCACCCGAAGGCCAAAAUUGUCGCUGAAGCAGGGCCCAUUGUUAUUGGAGAUUUCAAUAUCAUCGAGGAACUAGUGACCAUCACCAAUAAGUCCUCCAGCGAUGGCAACAGUGGCAAAGUCCUCAUCAUCGGGAACAACAACGUCUUUGAAGUCGGUGCCAAUGUCGAGGCAAUUAGAAUCGGGGACCACAAUGUGAUAGAAGGCAAAGCCAGCGUGGGCUCCCAGGUGGAGGUGUCCAACGGCUGCAUCAUCGGCGCCGGCUGCCAGCUGAACAUGCCGGAACUUGUGCCCGAGAACACGGUGGUCUACGGGGGGAAGUGUGAGCGACGGACUCAGAGGGAGAGACCUCCGGCACAGACGCUGCAGAUAGAUUUCCUCACCAAGAUCCUGCCCAACUAUCACUACUUGAUGAAGCCCAACCUACAGCCCAGACAAGCGUCCGUCAAGAAGUGAAUCUUUUCCUCUGUCUUUUGUCACAGUGGAGAAAGAAAUGAUUAUUUUAUUGUUAAAUCUAUAAUUUAUUUUGGUGGGGGGGGGGGGGGUCGGUCAAGGGAUGAUAAGCUUAUAGACAACAAACAUUUCUGUGAUUUCUCACAAGCUGAGAUAGAUGGUGGAAGUUUUUAGUGCUACAAGAUGCCACAAGGUGCCGCAAUAUGGGACAAGAUGCUUCAAGACAUGAAGAGAUGCUACUGGAUGUUUAUGAUUGCUGGAAAUAUCCCCCGGAGAGAGUUGGCUUGAUUAUGACGAUGUCUGCAGCUAUUUGUCUGCUUUCGAUUUCGCAUAUUUUGUCAAAAUUAUGUUUUUUAAAGCAAGGCUUUUUGGGCUAAUUAUCACAUGCUUUGCAACUUAUUAGGGUUCAUCUUGUUUUUACAAGGGUGGGAGAUGUGUCUUUGAUAUGAGAUUGGUUUGUAAAGAUGUUGGUUUUGUUGCUUGAAAAGUGUUAACUCUUUAUACCCCAUGGUAAUAAGCCUGUUCCCCCAUCGGAUGCUGGGAGCGGUCAGUACUAGUGACAACUGUUUCUUUUUAUUUAGUGCUAGUUCUUGCUUGUUUUUUGGAACUAUUCCCGAAGCAAGUUUAUUAGUAAUGACUAAGCUUUUGUUACUGCCAUUUAGAAGUUACAGGUAAGUUUUUGGGGUUAUAACGAGACAUAGUGGGCCAGGUUUAGGUGACUGUAAAAAAAAA